Clonostachys solani is the source of this 2307-nucleotide messenger RNA. Lineage: Eukaryota; Fungi; Ascomycota; Sordariomycetes; Hypocreales; Bionectriaceae. The record is from the annotation of a GenBank genome assembly.
AUGUCUGAAGCAACAUCUACCCCGACCCCUCCUAAGCGGUCUGCCAAAGAGCACCCCCAGGCGUACAUCUCACGUUUCUGGCAAAGGUUCCACCACAGGACCCCCGGCAAGAUCACCUCAAUCUUCCCCCGGGAGCUCUACAAGACCAUCGACCCGGAAUUCGUGCCCGCCUCGGUCCGGGUCCGCAACGCCGCCCGGAGCUACGAGCUCGCCCGCGCCAAGUGCAUCGAGAUGGUCAAGGAGACGGUCGAGCACUGCGAGAGCAUCAACAGCAGCUUCUGCGACCCGGACUUUGACCUCGAGAGCGACUUCUACCUGUCCACGGACGACUGCAUCCACGGUCUUGUGCGGGCCGACCAGGAGGGUGAGACCGAACCCGCGAGACCAGGCUCCGUUCACCGCGUGUCGUGGAUCUUCACGAACCCCCAGUUUACUGUUGAUGGGUUCUCCGGGUCUGAUAUCAUGCAGGGCCGCGUCGGGAACUGCUGGUGGCUCGCUGGGCUGGGAACCGUGGCCCACCGUAAGGACCUGAUGAACAAGGUCUGCGUGGCCCGCGACGAGGAGUGCGGCGUGUAUGGUUUCGUGUUUUUCCGGGACGGAGAAUGGAUUCCGACCGUUAUUGAUGAUAACCUCUACCUGACUCAAGGGGACUAUGGUAAAACCAGGGAAAUCUACGAUGUCAGCGGCAAGCACACGAAGCUGUGGCGGAAGCGCUACCAGACCGGUUCUGAAGCCCUAUACUGUGGCAAAUGUGAGGAUGAGAACGAGACGUGGCUGCCCCUGCUUGAAAAGGCUUAUGCCAAGAUACAUGGUGACUACGGUGCCAUUGAGGGCGGCUGGGUCGGAGAUGCGGUUGAAGACCUUACCGGGGGAGUCACGAGCUGCAGUCUCGCCAGUCGCGUGCUCCGCAAGGAUAAGCUCUGGCGGGAGCUAGUCCAGGUCGACCAGGACCAUGGAGAGUUUGUGUAUGGCCUCUCUGCCGGCUAUAACGCCGAGACGUCGGAGCAAAAUGGCAUUGUCUUGAACCAUGCCUACGCAAUCGUGCGGGCGGUUGAGGUUGAAGAUGCCAAGGGAAACCGAGUAAAGCUUCUCAAGAUAAGGAAUCCUUGGGGCCGAAAUUCCUAUUCAGGGAUGGGCGAGUGGCAUGGCCCUUGGUCCGAUGGAUCCAAGGAGUGGAAUGCGGAAAUGUUCAGGAAGCUGCGCCAUGAAUUUGGCGACGACGGCGUUUUUUGGAUGACCCUGGAUGACAUGCUGAGCAAUUUCAAGUGGCUUCAUCGGACACGUCUUUUCGAUGAGAGAUGGACUGUUGCUCAGCAAUGGACGAGUGUCCCGAUUGCCUGGGUUCCAGGAUUCCUCAAGACCAAGUUCGUUUUCGAAGUUGAGCGAGAAGGCGUAGUGGUAAUUGUCCUAUCAAAGCUUGACGAGCGAUAUUUCCGCCACCUUAACGGCCCGUACGAGUAUUGCCUGGAGUUCAUCGUUCGUGCUCUUGGAUCCGAGAAGAAAGUCGCGGAAGCCAGGUUCAACAGAGUCAUCAAUGAAAACCGUUCGGUCAACUGUGAAGUAUACCUCAAGCCUGGAAACUACGAGGUUAUCCCCAAGGUCCUUGCCCAACAGCGUGGCUGGAGGCACCCGGUGGAGGAUAUCAUUAAGGACUAUGCAACCUGGAACCCUAUUAAGCUUCAGCAACAGGGUAUCCAACACGACAUUGCUCACGCGAAGGUCGGAGUGCUUGAUGAGGAUGAUGUGUAUAUCAAGAAAAAGGAAGAAGAGAAGGCAAAGAAAAAGGAGAAAAAGAAGAAGGAAGCGGAGAAGGAAGAAAAGAAUAGUGAGAUGAAGCAGGCAAUGGAGAAGAUGCAGGCCGCCAUGGCAAUCAUGCAGACACAGCUUGAAAAGAAGGAAAAGAAGGAGGAUGAAGACGAAAAGACACAGGGCGAAGAUGAGAACAAGAAGGAAGAGACCCCCGCAAAGGAUGAGAAGGCGGAAGCUGGAGGAGAUGCAAAGGACGUGAAAGAAUCUGAAUCUGCCGCACAGACCUCUCCAAGUGCUGGCGAGGGCGACAAGAAGGGAGACAAGAAAGAUGAAGGGUCGGUGGAAGAGAAGGAGGAGGAGAAGGAGAAGAAGGAGGGAGAGAAGGAGGGAAAGAGCGAUGAAGAGGACGAUGAUGACGACGACGACGACGACGAAAAGGAUGAUGACGCCAACGACAAGAAAGAGAGGCUACCAUGGAAUCCUGUGUGUGUCAUGGGACUGCGUGUCUACGCAGAGGAUAAGCAGGUUACCAUCAAGGUUGUAAAGAGUGAAGAGUAG